AUGACCAGAUCUAUGUUGCACUUAUCCGGGGAUGCCAGAAGGCAAAGGACGUUGAAGGCGCCAUCCGGUACUUCAACCUUAUGCUGGCUGCAGAAAGGAAGCCUCCAAAGCAGGCGUACAGUGCCAUUAUCCUGGCACACGCUGAGGCCCAGAGUACAUGAAGCAGUCAGAUGGAUGGAGAGGAUGAUAGAAGCAAACUGUGAUCCUGACAUUGAGUGCUAUGAAUCUGUCCUGGACGCCGCCGCGGCGCGCGGCGAGAAGGAGCUGCGGGCAGAUGUAGAAGACCAGUGGCUGGCACGGAAGAAGCCGGACCGGGAAGUCUUCAAGGCACUCAUGAGAGUGUCAGCGAAGCACGGCGACAUCACGUCGACCAAUCUUUGGUUUGAGCGCUUGCGAAAGGGCGGCUACAAACCGAAGCCUGCAGUGAACGAAUGGAAAUACCUGCUCAAGGCCUGUGAGGCAUCCCAAGACAAGUUCGCCAUUGACGAGGCUCAGAAGUUCUUCAACCGGAUGGAGAAGGAAGAAGUGAAGCCGGACGCGGAAGCCUACAACCUGAUGAUCCAAGUCAUGGCCAAGGCCGGCAAGCCAAAGUAUGCGCUCCGCUGGCGCAAAAGAAUGGCAGACGCUGGUCUGGUCUCGCCGAAUUCGCUUCAGUUUGACCAGAUCAUCAAAGCGAUUUCCGGGGACAGCUCCACCAUCUCCGCGGACUAUGCUGCAGACUGGGUGCAGUUCACGCUGUCCGCUGGCAAGAAGCCCGGCGCUUCGGCUUGGAGCUCCGUCAUUCAGGCUUACUUGAACGAAGACCGGCCAGAUGAUGCGAGGCAGUGGCUUGAGUGGAUGCAGCAGAAUGGCACUGCACCCAGCUACGACGUGUACCUGAAAUUUAUGAGGAGCGACGACCGCAAGGCAGCCUCAUGGCACGACCAGAUGGAAGACGCUGGCAUCCCACCCACUGCCGAGAGCUUUAAUCUCGUGAUCAAGAGCUUCUCAUUCGUCAAGGGCAAGCAGCGGAUGCAGAAGACGGAAGAGUGGUUUCAUAGGAUGCGCGCCGCAGGCGUUGCACCCGAUGAGGAGACCUUUGCGCACCUGAUUUCUGCCGCGGCAAGAUCGGGCAAACCGGAAGAUGUGGACAAGUGGCAGGCAGAGUUGACGGAGAGCGGUCUCCGCCCUGACAAUCGGGUCUACUUCGCGCUGAUGCAGCGCUACUUAGUGGAGCGAGACCCUUUGGGAGUCAGGCAGAUCCUGGACUGGAUGGUGCUGAAGGGCAAUCGCCCGCACCGGGCGGCGUACAAUCUGGCCAUCCGUGCCUUUGCUGAAGCCGGCGACAUGAAGUCCGCAGAGGAGAUCUAUCGCAGGCUGGAGGCAGUUGGCGGACGUCGAGACGAGAGGACAUUCUACUUCCUCAUCCGGGGUCAUGUAUACCAAAAGUCUCCAAAGUCAAUGGAGCGGGCGAGGGCGUGGCUCAAAGAGAUGCUGCAGAUGGAUGUGCGGCCCAGCUUCAGCAUCUACGGAGCCCUCAUUCAGGGCUAUGCCCAGUUGCAGCAGCCGAAAGAGGCCAAGGAGUUCCUGGAGGAGUUGUCCCUGCGCAAGUCCUGGGGUCCUGACAGGCAAGCCUGGCUCGAUGUGCUGCGGCCAGCACUACGGUGUUUCCAGAAGGCUGGUGAUGAGGAGGCUGUGGCAAAGUGGACGGACUUCCUCAAUGACAAAGGCGUGGAAAUCAAUCUUGAAGAAGAAGCGGAAGCUGAGGUGUCCGACGACUCGACGCAAAAGAGGCCGCAAAAUGCCACCGUCUCCAGGAAGUUCAAAAAGGGCCAGGUGUCAAGUGUGGAGCGUGAGAUGAAGACGCUGCAGGAAAUUCAGGAUGCAGGCAACAAACCUGAGAUCCGGGAUUUCAAUCGGGUCAUGAAGGCCUUUGCCCUAAGCCCACGAUCUCGCUACUCGAUGGCCCGAGCAUUCAUCGAGGACAACAUCAUGCCAGUGGUAGAGCCCAACGAAAACACCUGGACAAACCUGUUGAGGAGCGUCGAUGUGGGGACCAUGGACGUCACCGGCUGUCAGCACGCGCGGGAGGCAGAUGCCAGUGAGCUCGAGCUGCUGCCUUUGCUCCCGCUGGCUGCAGCGGGGGCGGUGGCGCUUUGGGGCCGUGGACGUCCAGGAGUUCGCGUGACCAACGAGGCUUCUUCCAAGUCCUGGCGUGAAGAGGAGCUCAGGGACUUCGAUGGCUCGACAGAAGGCCCCAUCCUGUUGGCGGCAGAGGGGCUGGUCUUUGAUGUGUCCUCAUCCAGGAGCCUUUACGGCCCCGACGGCAAGUACGCGCCUUUGGCUGGCCGGGAUGCUUCGAGGCUUCUGGGGAAGAAUUCCUUGGAUGAGGAGACCGAGGAGUCAAAGAAGAUGCCACUGAACAUGGCGGAGAGGGCGUUCCUGUCAGCUUGGGUCUUGACCUUCAAGAGCAAGUAUCCCAUUGUGGGAGAGCUAAAGGAGGAGGACCAGGAGACGGCAGAGCCCGCGGCGCUGCUGCGGGCCUCGGAGAAGGGUGACCUGCAGCGACUCAACGCGCAGCUCGCGCAGGGCGCGGACCUGAGCUGGGCCGACGGCGACGGGCUCCAGGCCUUGCAUUGGGCGGCGAGGAGUGGCCAUGCUGCGGCGGUGUCAAAGCUGCUCAGCGCCGGCGCGGAUGCUUCAGGCAGGGACCAGAAAGGCCGGACUGCCUUACACUGGGCUGCCACCUUCGGACACACUGAGGCCGUGGAGGCACUAUUGCCCGCUAUCCCGGCAGAGGCGGAAGCUGCUGAUGCCUGGCUGCCUUUGCACUUUGCAGCACAGAACGGGCACUUGGAGACGAUGAAGGCGUUGAUACGCAACGGCGCAGAUAUCAACAGGGCGUCCAAGGCGGGUGUCACAGCCCUCAUGAACGCUGCCCGGAGCGGGCAGCGGGAGGUGGUGAAGCUUCUGCUGGAGAAGGGUGCGGACACAGGAGCCAAAGUGAACGGGAAGACAGCACAGCAAUGGGCCGAGAGUCAAGGCCUCAAUCAGAUUGCUGAGAUGAUCAGCAGCGUGAUCGACUACGAGAAGGAUGACGUGGGAUGUGCUAGGUGCAACCGAGUGGGCGAUGGCAAGCGCGGCAUCUUCACGAUUGAAUGGAUGUCAAGCCUGGGCGUGACUGUGAGAAGGACUCACAUCGAGGUUGCCAUCAGGCAGCUCUUUGAUGACUACAAGGCCGAAAAGAUUGAUUCGGUUCAGCUGCUCCUGGAAAAGCUGCUCCAAGCGCUGCCGGAGAAGUCUCACCUCGUCACGUACAACUCCAUCAUCCGGAUCUCAGCCGAGGCCGGGCUGAUGGAGAUCUCAAUGGACUGGGCCAAGCGGAUGCGCAGCGAGAACUUUUGGGUGCAGCCGAACACCUGCUACGCAGUUGCCAAGGCCCAUUUCAAAAAGGGCGAUGAGGUGUCCAGCUUAUGGUGGAUUGACCAGGCCAAAGAAGGUGACAGAGGUGCAACAGCACAAAGUCGCCUGAGUCGGUUUGUGGAGACCGUCACCAGAGAUGACCGAAGCAGAGGCAUCAUCAAGACGCUCUUCCCGGGCUAUGGCUUCCUCAGGAUCGAUGAGCCGCCCUUCGAAAUGAUCUUCCUUAGAUCCAGCUUGGGCAAGACGGCGCCCAAGGCGGGCACCAGAGUCAGUUACAACAUGGUGCUGGACGAGAAGACGGGCCGCCUCAGGGCGGACAACCUCUCGCCCGCCCGCGAGGACCCAGGCGCGGUCCUGCGGUGGGCCCCGUAG
Messenger RNA from Effrenium voratum, 3774 nucleotides. The record is from the annotation of a GenBank genome assembly. Lineage: Eukaryota; Dinophyceae; Suessiales; Symbiodiniaceae.